Bolinopsis microptera is the source of this 4156-nucleotide messenger RNA. RefSeq lists its product as uncharacterized. The transcript is spliced from 10 exons. NCBI's taxonomy places the organism in Eukaryota, Metazoa, Ctenophora, Tentaculata, Lobata, Bolinopsidae. The record is from RefSeq and is a predicted model, not a curated record. The coding region runs from base 39 to 3284 and encodes 1081 amino acids.
AAUUCAUUAUCACAGUCUUAUUUUAGUGUUGAUCAAGUAUGUUAUAUCGACUAACCAUCCUCACCAUCGCUAUUGGCUUUGUCGCCGCUGCAACGGAGCCAAGUGAUGUCACGUCACAGGAGUACCACCCGUUUGAUCCCGAAGUGAUCACCCAACUUGUUGGAUCUGGGGAUAAAGGUAUCAGAAUUUCAUUCUACGACGGUGCCGGAGGAGAUGGUUAUCUGGGUCAGAUCACGUGGAGGAACCCUAUCAUGCCUCAGCUUGGAGUUUAUCUUCAGUUUAUGACCGGAAAAGGAACCAAAAAAUGGGUUCCAGCAAGUGACGCAGAUGUUAUUCCUCCCAAAGGAGAAGUGGUUGUAAGUUUAGUGUCUGAGAGCGAUAAACUUCACGUUCAUUACCGAGAUAGUAGUGGUGCCACCCAGCAAGCUGAAAUUCCUUACAAGGGGUCCAUGCAAAGAAUGAAUGAUGCCUCCUACAUCAAGAUUGAUAAAUUCGAGGGUAUCAUCUGUGAAGUGAUGAACUUAGAAGAUACUUGCCGUGAGGCAACAACAGCUCCUGCUACUACCCAUCAACCAACCACCACACCCCAACCUACCACUACUCCAGAGCGAACAACUACCCCAGAGCGAACAACUACCCCAGAGCCAACAACUACUCCAGAGCCAACAACUACCCCAGAGCGAACAACUACCCCAGAGCCAACAACUACCCCAGAGCGAACUACUGCUCCAGAGCCCACCACUACUUAUAAACCCACCUAUAAUACAGAUCAUGAUUCUUCAGGACACGUUAGAGAACAAAGUUCACAAACUUAUGCAUCUUAUGCAUCUGAUUCUCAAGGAUCAGUUUCACCUUCUCAAGGAUCAUCUUCCCAGGAAUCAGAAUCGCCAUCUCAGGGAACAGAUUCACAAUCUGAAGGAUCAGGAUCACCUUCUCAGGAAUCAGAAUCACCAUCUCAGGGAACAGAUUCACAAUCUGAAGGAUCAGGAUCACCUUCUCAGGGAUCAAAAUCACCUUCCCAGGAAUCAGAAUCACCAUCUCAGGGAACAGAUUCACAAUCUGAAGGAUCAGGAUCACCUUCUCAGGAAUCAGAAUCACCAUCUGAGGGAUCAGUUUCACCAUCUGAAGGACCAGUUUCAGAAUCUGAAGGAUCAGGAUCACCUUCUCCAGGAUCAGAAUCACCUUCCCAGGAAUCAGAAUCACCAUCUCAGGGAACAGAUUCACAAUCUGAAGGAUCAGGAUCACCUUCUCAGGAAUCAGGAUCACCUUCUCAGGAAUCAGAAUCACCAUCUCAGGGAACAGAUUCACAAUCUGAAGGAUCAGGAUCACCUUCUCAGGGAUCAGGAUCACCUUCCCAGGAAUCAGAAUCGCCAUCUCAGGGAACAGAUUCACAAUCUGAAGGAUCAGGAUCACCUUCUCAGGAAUCAGAAUCACCAUCUCAGGGAUCAGUUUCACCAUCUGAAGGACCAGUUUCACAAUCUGAGGGAUCAGGAUCACCUUCUCAGGGAUCAGGAUCACCUUCCCAGGAAUCAGAAUCGCCAUCUCAGGGAACAGAUUCACAAUCUGAAGGAUCAGGAUCGCCUUCUCAGGAAUCAGAAUCACCAUCUGAGGGAUCAGUUUCACCAUCUGAAGGACCAGUUUCAGAAUCUGAAGCAUCAGGAUCACCUUCUCCAGGAUCAGAAUCACCUUCCCAGGAAUCACAAUCACCAUCUCAGGGAACAGAUUCACAAUCUGAAGGAUCAGGAUCACCUUCUCAGGAAUCAGGAUCACCUUCUCAGGAAUCAGAAUCACCAUCUCAGGGAACAGAUUCACAAUCUGAAGGAUCAGGAUCACCUUCUCAGGGAUCAGGAUCACCUUCUCAGGGAUCAGGAUCACCUUCCCAGGAAUCAGAAUCGCCAUCUCAGGGAACAGAUUCACAAUCUGAAGGAUCAGGAUCACCUUCUCAGGAAUCAGAAUCACCAUCUGAGGGAUCAGUUUCACCAUCUGAAGGACCAGUUUCAGAAUCUGAAGCAUCAGGAUCACCUUCUCCAGGAUCAGAAUCACCUUCCCAGGAAUCAGAAUCACCAUCUCAGGGAACAGAUUCACAAUCUGAAGGAUCAGGAUCACCUUCUCAGGAAUCAGAAUCACCAUCUGAGGGAUCAGUUUCACCAUCUGAAGGACCAGUUUCAGAAUCUGAAGCAUCAGGAUCACCUUCUCCAGGAUCAGAAUCACCUUCCCAGGAAUCAGAAUCGCCAUCUCAGGGAUCAGAUUCACAAUCUGAAGGAUCAGUUUCACCAUCUGAAGAGCAAAACCAGUCAUCGAGUACGACGACCAGUCAAAGAAGAGAAGAAAGUUCAUCGGAGGGGUCCUCAGAGUCCGCAACUACAGGGUAUGUUACCGAAUCAGACGAGACAUCGUCCGGAUACUAUCCGCCUACGACCACUGAAAAAUACGGCAGGGAACCAACAGAGAGGACACACUCAGGAUCUAUGCCAAGUGAUAGUCCAACCAUGGAUUCCGGAGACUCCAACGAUUCCAAUGCCAUCAGAGAAGACUGCAGUGAGAGCGGUGUUGGUAUGUACUAUAACCCUACAACAAAUAAAGCAGGAAUGUGCAACAAUUACGAAGAAAUCCCAUUCCAGGCUAAUAACGACGAAUUAAGUAACUCAAUCGAAGAUUUAGAAGAUCAAUCAGAACAACAAAGGAUACAGAUGCAGUCAAUUGUGCAGAGUCAUGAUGACUUAAGAAUGGAGAACUACCAGCUAAAAGAAGCGAUGAAUGACGUGGAAGGAUCCUUAGUAGUAAUGGAAGAGAAAUAUGAAGAUCUGUCCGAACAGAUGCGAAAUGUAUUGAGAUCUAUUGAGAAGCUGAUGUCCAAGACUGAUGAUGAUGAUGAUGAAGAAGAUAGUGAGGGUGAGGAGAGACGAUGUGAAGGAUUUUCCAGCUACGAAUCUUGCUACGAAUUAACUCCGGAUAAGUUGACCUACAAUCAGGCUAGAGCUUACUGUAAACGUGAGGGAGGAAUGCUGGCUACCUGGUCUAGUGAUAGAAGCGUCCACCGUCAACUUUUGGACCACGCAAUGGAACAAGAUAUUUCUGCCAGCGAAUAUAUCUGGAUUGGAGCUUCUUACGAUGGCAAAACAGAACAAUCGUUGUGGGCGGACGGACGUGAAGUUGAUAUCAAGAUCACUCGUUUCACCAAGCAGACGAGCUGUGGUGCUAUCUUCAAGCGUUACAUCGCUGGAUUCAAAUGCGGCAACGAGUACAGAGCCUGGUGUCAGUUCCUCAACGCUACCGAGAUGUAGGAAGAUGUAGGAGGACAGAUAUUUUAGGAUUUAAAAUAGUCAUUAGACAAUUCCAUGACGAAACAUUCCAUAGAUCCAGUCUACACACAUUCCAUAGAUCCAGUCUACUAAAAUACUGAAAUAGAAACCGAGGAUUGAUAGAAAAGACUCGAGUUGAUAUCUCCUCGCGGUGCAGGCCGUAUGCAUGUUAAGAAGGACGUGUCGAGAAUUAUGUAAAAAUUAAAUUAUAAUAUAAUGAGAAAUGAAACCAAAUGAGACCUAGUAAACGUGAUCAAAACUGUCUUUGACUAUACUGAUCAGCCUAUUCAGCACAUUGAAUAGCAAAACCGAACUCGCUAAAGCAUUGUGGCUAACUAAACAUUUAUAUUUGUUAAAGGGCAAAAAAUUAAAUGUAGCCAAGAAAUGAUGUUCCUGAUAUGUAUGGAAGAGUGACCAUUAGUAAAAUUCUAGGGUUUUUGGAUUUAGGCGAUUUAAACAUUUUAUAAAUUUUAUAAAGUUUUCUUAUUACUUUUUAUGACUUUCAUGUGUAAUUUGAUCAUUAUUUUUAUUUUGUUACAUAUUGCAGGCAUCAUCUCUACUUAUAUGACUAUGUAAAACAUCAUUUUUUAAUGCUUUUAUAGGGGGUUUUUGUCGUAGUUAUCUAGAACGCCAGUCAUGCUAGAACGCUAGUCGCUAGGUUGACAUUAGGUUAAAUUAUUUUCGAGUGUAUGAGAGAUGCGGUCUUGAUUCUUGAUGUUCAUUGUGCGUUACUGUCGUGGCAUAAAUUAUAAUAUGUAUGUACGGAUGACUCGUAUGCUCUGCUGUUUUAUAAUUUUAGUACAUAAUUCAGUUCAAGCACUAUUUAUCUCUUUAUGAUAUAACCAAACUUCAGG